GAUAUCUUUUCCCUGCAAGUCGAGAGAAUGUGGGGUGGACGCUUUGGAUCCAUCUGCAAGGCAACGUUGUUGGCCACAGUGCUCUCUACGCUGUUGCUCAACCCUGUCGACGCUGAGGAAGAGGGAUGCCGGUGCAAACGGACCAUGAAAGGCCGUGAACAUCUGCAUCCAAAGGUGCACCCGUUGCCUACCAUGUCGCUGGACGAAGUGCAGGAGCUCGAGCAGCUCCCUAAGCAUUUAGACUGGUGCGAGCGUGGCUUCUGCGUCCCGAGUUGGAACCAGCACAUCCCGCAGUACUGUGGCUCGUGCUUUGCUCACGGUGCCAUGUCGAGCGCCCAAGACCGUAUCAAGAUCGCCAACACGCGGCGUAAAUACACCGGAGCAGACGUGAUGUUGGGGCGUCAGAGUUUCCUCAACUGUGCACCGGGUCACGGACUGUCCGCCGGCUGUGACGGCGGAGAAGCGUCUGACGUGUACGAGUUCAUGCGCCUCUAUGGACUGCCGGACGAGUCCUGCCUGCCAUACAACGCAACGGAUCACACUAAAUUCCAUGGCACCAAUGGCACAUGCCCACCGCACGGAUACUGCAUGAACUGCAUGUACACACCGGAGAGUAAAAAGGUGCCACAGUGUUUUCCUGUAACCAAAAUGGUACGCUACCGGGCCAAAAGCCACGGCCACUUGUCGGGUGAACUUGCGAUGAUGAAGGAGAUCAUGAAAGACGGCCCCAUCACGUGUGGCGUUGCGUGUAGUGACGAGUUUACCUUCAAGUACAAGGCUGGCAUUAUCGACGACAAGACGGGGUUUAUGGAUAUUGACCACGACGUGGAAAUUGUCGGCUGGGGCGAAGAGGAUGGCGUGAAAUACUGGCACGUCCGCAACUCGUGGGGAACGUAUUGGGGUAUGAAUGGGUUCUUCAAGAUCGUGCGAGGCAAGAACAACUUGGGCAUUGAGGCGGACUGCGCGUAUAUGAUGCCGGAUAUCAGCGACGAAGAGCUCGUGUGGGAGGAGAAGUCUGUAUACGGAGGGUCUAUCUUCGGCAUCGUCCCAUUCAAGGACUCCGCAAAAGAUCACCCGAUUAAAGACACUUCAGAGGACAUUACAAGCCCCGAGGAAAGGCUGGCUGCUCAUUACUUGCCGGAGACGGAAUCUUACGCAACGGAACCCAAAACUCACCACGAGGACAACUCGUUCGCAGCACUUGCCAUCAUGUUCUUCGUGUCGGGCUGUGUCUGCGCGGCCCUUACUGCACUGAUCGUUCUCAAGUUCCGUGGCCACCGCUACGUGUAUCGGACGAUCCCGUGAUCGAGUUCGUUGUGAACGUUGAGCGUUGUGGCUUACAUGUAUCACAAUAAUUUCAUUUCGUAGACAUCAAAAUCAAGGAAAGUUCUCAUACCUAAAUUGCACGAAUGCUUUGAAGUAAGUGACGAAGCCCAUCAUGACUUUGAAUGUUUGUUUUGUUCCGCCCCCUAUACGUAGGACAUAAUAUAUCCGAUAAUAUUAUUAUCCACAGCCG
This is a messenger RNA of Phytophthora nicotianae INRA-310, 1516 nucleotides long. RefSeq lists its product as hypothetical. The record is from RefSeq and is a predicted model, not a curated record. Gene Ontology annotation, cellular component: lysosome. NCBI's taxonomy places the organism in Eukaryota, Oomycota, Peronosporomycetes, Peronosporales, Peronosporaceae. The coding region runs from base 28 to 1305 and encodes 425 amino acids. Gene Ontology annotation, molecular function: cysteine-type endopeptidase activity. The transcript is spliced from 2 exons.